AGGAGGAAAAACUUUCACUUCUCUAACUUUUUACUUUUCUGAUGUAGCUGCUGUCUGUCCGAGAGAAGAGCAGACGAGGAGGGUUAUCGUUUUCAAGCCAGGGAGAAGUUUGGACAUGAAAACUUUCAGCUUAUAAAAGAAAAAAGACACUUUAACCACUUUUUUAAUUUUUUCUCAAUAAAGAGUGCGGCAUCAUGAAGCCGCUGCUGCGCUUCAGCUUCUCUCUGAGGGCUGUCCUGGUCUUCAGCGCUCUCCUCUCGUGUAUCAAGGCACAGAAUGCCGCAACAGCAACCACAGCAACAACUGAACUUGCCACAUCAACAGCUGCAACUACAACCAUGACAACACCUGCUCCUGCAAACCUAUUAACUAUAUCUGCAGCCUUGGUAGCAACCUCACCUACAACCAUGACAACAGCUGCACCUACAACCAUGACAACAGCUGCACCUACAACCAUGACAACAGCUGCAUCUACAACCAUGACAACAGCUGCACCUACAUCCAUGACAACAGCUGCACCUACAACCAUGACAACAGCUGCACCUACAUCCAUGACAACAGCUGCACCUACAACCAUGACAACAGCUGCACCUACAACCAUGACAACAACCAUGACAACAGCUGCACCUACAACCAUGACAACAGCUGCGCCUACAACCAUGACAACAGCUGCACCUACAACCAUGACAACAGCUGCACCUACAACCAUCUCAACAGCCGCACCUACAACCUCAACAGCCGCACCUACAACCAUGACAACAGCUGCAACUACAAACACAAGAACAUCUGCAAAUACAACCACGACAACACCUGCUCCUGCAAACAUAUCAGCUGAAUCUGCAGCCUUGGCAGCAACCUCACCAACAACCUCAACAGCCGCACCUACAACCAUGACAACAGCUGCACUAACAACCUCAACAGCUAAACCAGCGACUACUAUGCCAGCACCUGGAAAUGUGGGGAAUCUUACCGUGUUAGAAAUCACAACAACCUCUGUGAAAGUGAGUUGGAAUAAUACAGGUGAUUCCCGCUACCAAGUAAAGUGGGGAGAUGAAAGAAAUACCUACACUGAUAUUGUGAUGGGAAACAUAAAAACCAUCACAGGUCUAACUCCUGGGUGCCUGUAUACCAUAAAUGUUACUGCUGUGGCAUCUGAUAAUCUCACUGAAGGAAGGCCUGCAACUAAGACUGUCCACACAAAGCCUGAAGUAGUCACAGAUCUCAGUGUCAGUAAUCAAACAACAUUCUCUGUGUUUGUGAACUGGACCAAACCAAAUGGAAGAAGCUCUUUCUAUAGAGUUCAAUGGGCAGGUGGAGAAAGAAAUGGCACUGUAAACGUGUCACAGACAUUUUUGAACAUUACUAAUCUGACUGCUGGUGUGAAAUAUACAAUAACUGUCAGUGCUGUAGCUGCUGAUAAUGUAACUGAAGGAGAGAGCAAGACUGUUUCCAUAUACACAAAACCUGAAGUAGUCACAGAUCUCAGUGUCAGUAAUCAAACAACAUUCUCUGUGUUUGUGAACUGGACCAAACCAAAUGGAAGAAGCUCUUUCUAUAGAGUUCAAUGGGCAGGUGGAGAAAGAAAUGGCACUGUAAACGUGUCACAGACAUUUUUGAACAUUACUAAUCUGACUGCUGGUGUGAAAUAUACAAUAACUGUCAGUGCUGUAGCUGCUGAUAAUGUAACUGAAGGAGAGAUCAAGACUGUUUCCAUAUACACAAAACCUGAAGUAGUCACAGAUCUCAGUGUCAGUAAUCGAACAACAUUCUCUGUGUUUGUGAACUGGACCAAACCAAAUGGAAGCAGCUCUUUCUAUAGAGUUCAAUGGGCAGGUGGAGAAAGAAAUGGCACUGUAAACGUGUCACAGACAUUUUUGAUCAUUACUAAUCUGACUGCUGGUGUGAAAUAUACAAUAACUGUCAGUGCUGUAGCUGCUGAUAAUGUAACUGAAGGAGAGAGCAAGACUGUUUCCAUAUACACAAAACCUGAAGUAGUCACAGAUCUCAGUGUCAGUAAUCAAACAACAUUCUCUGUGUUUGUGAACUGGACCAAACCAAAUGGAAGCAGCUCUUUCUAUAGAGUUCAAUGGGCAGGUGUAGAAAUAAAUGGCACUGUAAACGUGUCACAGACAUUUUUGAACAUUACUAAUCUGACUGCUGGUGUGAAAUAUACAAUAACUGUCAGUGCUGUAGCUGCUGAUAAUGUAACUGAAGGAGAGAGCAAGACUGUUUCCAUAUACACAAAACCUGAAGUAGUCACAGAUCUCAGUGUCAGUAAUCAAACAACAUUCUCUGUGUUUGUGAACUGGACCAAACCAAAUGGAAGAAGCUCUUUCUAUAGAGUUCAAUGGGCAGGUGGAGAAAUAAAUGGCACUGUAAACGUGUCACAGACAUUUUUGAACAUUACUAAUCUGACUGCUGGUGUGAAAUAUACAAUAACUGUCAGUGCUGUAGCUGCUGAUAAUGUAACUGAAGGAGAGAUCAAGACUGUUUCCAUAUACACAAAACCUGAAGUAGUCACAGAUCUCAGUGUCAGUAAUCAAACAACAUUCUCUGUGUUUGUGAACUGGACCAAACCAAAUGGAAGCAGCUCUUUCUAUAGAGUUCAAUGGGCAGGUGGAGAAAGAAAUGGCACUGUAAACGUGUCACAGACAUUUUUGAACAUUACUAAUCUGACUGCUGGUGUGAAAUAUACAAUAACUGUCAGUGCUGUAGCUGCUGAUAAUGUAACUGAAGGAGAGAGCAAGACUGUUUCCAUAUACACAAAACCUGAAGUAGUCACAGAUCUCAGUGUCAGUAAUCAAACAACAUUCUCUGUGUUUGUGAACUGGACCAAACCAAAUGGAAGCAGCUCUUUCUAUAGAGUUCAAUGGGCAGGUGUAGAAAUAAAUGGCACUGUAAACGUGUCACAGACAUUUUUGAACAUUACUAAUCUGACUGCUGGUGUGAAAUAUACAAUAACUGUCAGUGCUGUAGCUGCUGAUAAUGUAACUGAAGGAGAGAGCAAGACUGUUUCCAUAUACACAAAACCUGAAGUAGUCACAGAUCUCAGUGUCAGUAAUCAAACAACAUUCUCUGUGUUUGUGAACUGGACCAAACCAAAUGGAAGCAGCUCUUUCUAUAGAGUUCAAUGGGCAGGUGGAGAAAGAAAUGGCACUGUAAACGUGUCACAGACAUUUUUGAACAUUACUAAUCUGACUGCUGGUGUGAAAUAUACAAUAACUGUCAGUGCUGUAGCUGCUGAUAAUGUAACUGAAGGAGAGAUCAAGACUGUUUCCAUAUACACAAAACCUGAAGUAGUCACAGAUCUCAGUGUCAGUAAUCAAACAACAUUCUCUGUGUUUGUGAACUGGACCAAACCAAAUGGAAGAAGCUCUUUCUAUAGAGUUCAAUGGGCAGGUGGAGAAAUAAAUGGCACUGUAAACGUGUCACAGACAUUUUUGAACAUUACUAAUCUGACUGCUGGUGUGAAAUAUACAAUAACUGUCAGUGCUGUAGCUGCUGAUAAUGUAACUGAAGGAGAGAGCAAGACUGUUUCCAUAUACACAAAACCUGAAGUAGUCACAGAUCUCAGUGUCAGUAAUCAAACAACAUUCUCUGUGUUUGUGAACUGGACCAAACCAAAUGGAAGCAGCUCUUUCUAUAGAGUUCAAUGGGCAGGUGGAGAAAGAAAUGGCACUGUAAACGUGUCACAGACAUUUUUGAACAUUACUAAUCUGACUGCUGGUGUGAAAUAUACAAUAACUGUCAGUGCUGUAGCUGCUGAUAAUGUAACUGAAGGAGAGAUCAAGACUGUUUCCAUAUACACAAAACCUGAAGUAGUCACAGAUCUCAGUGUCAGUAAUCAAACAACAUUCUCUGUGUUUGUGAACUGGACCAAACCAAAUGGAAGCAGCUCUUUCUAUAGAGUUCAAUGGGCAGGUGGAGAAAGAAAUGGCACUGUAAACGUGUCACAGACAUUUUUGAACAUUACUAAUCUGACUGCUGGUGUGAAAUAUACAAUAACUGUCAGUGCUGUAGCUGCUGAUAAUGUAACUGAAGGAGAGAGCAAGACUGUUUCCAUAUACACAAAACCUGAAGUAGUCACAGAUCUCAGUGUCAGUAAUCAAACAACAUUCUCUGUGUUUGUGAACUGGACCAAACCAAAUGGAAGAAGCUCUUUCUAUAGAGUUCAAUGGGCAGGUGGAGAAAGAAAUGGCACUGUAAACGUGUCACAGACAUUUUUGAACAUUACUAAUCUGACUGCUGGUGUGAAAUAUACAAUAACUGUCAGUGCUGUAGCUGCUGAUAAUGUAACUGAAGGAGAGAUCAAGACUGUUUCCAUAUACACAAAACCUGAAGUAGUCACAGAUCUCAGUGUCAGUAAUCAAACAACAUUCUCUGUGUUUGUGAACUGGACCAAACCAAAUGGAAGAAGCUCUUUCUAUAGAGUUCAAUGGGCAGGUGGAGAAAGAAAUGGCACUGUAAACGUGUCACAGACAUUUUUGAUCAUUACUAAUCUGACUGCUGGUGUGAAAUAUACAAUAACUGUCAGUGCUGUAGCUGCUGAUAAUGUAACUGAAGGAGAGAGCAAGACUGUUUCCAUAUACACAAAACCUGAAGUAGUCACAGAUCUCAGUGUCAGUAAUCAAACAACAUUCUCUGUGUUUGUGAACUGGACCAAACCAAAUGGAAGAAGCUCUUUCUAUAGAGUUCAAUGGGCAGGUGGAGAAAGAAAUGGCACUGUAAACGUGUCACAGACAUUUUUGAACAUUACUAAUCUGACUGCUGGUGUGAAAUAUACAAUAACUGUCAGUGCUGUAGCUGCUGAUAAUGUAACUGAAGGAGAGAGCAAGACUGUUUCCAUAUACACAAAACCUGAAGUAGUCACAGAUCUCAGUGUCAGUAAUCAAACAACAUUCUCUGUGUUUGUGAACUGGACCAAACCAAAUGGAAGCAGCUCUUUCUAUAGAGUUCAAUGGGCAGGUGGAGAAAGAAAUGGCACUGUAAACGUGUCACAGACAUUUUUGAACAUUACUAAUCUGACUGCUGGUGUGAAAUAUACAAUAACUGUCAGUGCUGUAGCUGCUGAUAAUGUAACUGAAGGAGAGAUCAAGACUGUUUCCAUAUACACAAAACCUGAAGUAGUCACAGAUCUCAGUGUCAGUAAUCAAACAACAUUCUCUGUGUUUGUGAACUGGACCAAACCAAAUGGAAGCAGCUCUUUCUAUAGAGUUCAAUGGGCAGGUGGAGAAAUAAAUGGCACUGUAAACGUGUCACAGACAUUUUUGAUCAUUACUAAUCUGACUGCUGGUGUGAAAUAUACAAUAACUGUCAGUGCUGUAGCUGCUGAUAAUGUAACUGAAGGAGAGAGCAAGACUGUUUCCAUAUACACAAGGCCUGUUAAGCCUGUGAACAUCAGGGUUGCAUCAAGAUCAACUGAGAACUUAAACCUCAUCUGGACGCUGCCUAACGGAAGAGUUGACUAUUAUAGUGUGAACAUCUCAAACCAAAAUAUGUCCUAUAACAACACCAUAGAAACAAACGACACCAUGGUGAUAUUCUCAGGUUUACAUUCUGGAAGACUCUUCCUAAUCACAGUGACUGCUGUAGCUGGAAACCUCACAAAUACAUCUGACCAGUUUUCAUUUGCCACAUAUCCCAAGCCCCCUCAGUCCCUCAUCAUCAUCUACAAGACAAUCUCUUCUUUACAGCUGCAGUGGUCAAUCUUCCCAAUUAUGAAUGGUGCUCCUGGCAUCAGCUACUUUAUCACUUACCAGCCUUCCCUUAACAACAUAAGCUCCAUAAAUGAAAGCAUUGUGUUAGAUGGGCUUCGGUCUGGAACCCUUUACAACAUAAGCAUAAAAACCGUUGGACCAGAUCAAUUAGAAAGCACGGCUGUCAGCAACUCCACUUAUACUCUUCCUGAUAUGGUCCCAAACAUUUUGGCCAUAGGAACCACCACUAACAUGUCAGUGAGCUGGACAAAAGCAGCUGGGCAGGUUUCCUCAUACUUUGUCCAGCUUUGGAAAAGCACAGCGCCUGUGAGCAACCAGACAACUCCGAGUAAUGAGACUACACAAGUUGUAUUUGUUGGUUUGACACCAGGAGUGCUUUACCUUGUUGAGGUGGUCACCAUAAGUGGACCUGAGAAGAGUAACAAAUCAAGUGUUUCCAAUGCAACUUUUCCCACCCCCCCUGGCUCUAUCAAGGUGAACUCUCAGACCGUCAGAUCCAUCAACUUUACCUGGACCUCUCCAGCUGACAUGUCCAACCAUCUGUACAACUACAGUGUGCUUACUGCAAUGGGCUCUUAUUCCACUCAGAACAACUGGUUCCUGCUGCAAGAUCUUGUGUCAGGAAGCAGUUAUAAUGUUUCUGUAGUUACUGUUGGUGUGCUGGGGUAUAUGAGUACAGCAGUUAGCACAACAAACUAUACAAAACCACAAGCAGUGAUGGAUCUGAUGGCGACAGAAGUCACCACCAGUUCAGUGACCCUAAAAUGGAAUCAGUCAGACAGCAAGUCACAUUACUCUUAUGAAGUACGGGUUGAAAGUGUGCCAAUGUCAGAACUGGUCAGAACAACAAAGAGCACAACAAUUACAGUUAAUGGUCUUGAGUCUGGGAGAAACUACACUUUUACCGUCACUACAUUUAUAGCCAAUUACUCCAAAGCAGACCCUGUGAAAGAUUUCUACUUUACAAGGCCUUAUAAUAUUACAGAUUUAAAGGCUUUAACCUUAAACACAACUGCUAUUUACCUAAACUGGACAGAACCGUAUGAGUACAAGACUAACUUCAAAUAUUUGGUGGAGACCACAGGCUGUGGCAACAAAACUAACAACUCAACAGUAGAUAACAUAACCUUCUCAGAGCUCAUCCCAGGAACCAACUGCAAUUUCUGUGUUUCUGUCAUGGCAGCAAAUGGCAUUAAAGGGAAAGAAACCUGCAUCACUCAGUAUACCAAGCCUGAGGUGGUGAAGCUCAGUAUCUCUAAUAAUGAGUACAAUAAUUCAGUCCUGGUAUCAUGGACCAAACCCGCUGGAAAUGUGGAAAUGUACCGUCUUCAGCUAAACAGCUCUUCUACAAAUUUGUUUAGAGUAGAGAAGCUCAACUUUACUAGCACAUCCUUCCUGUUUACUGAUCUGUCGGCAGCAGUGCUUUACAGUGCUAUGAUGAUUGCAAACAGUGGACCAUUCUAUGAACCAUCUGAAAUGGUUACAAAUGCAACUUACCCGAACCCUCCCGGGCCAAUGGAGAUCCUGAGUAAAACGACCGAUUCUAUUGAUUUGCUCUGGGGAGCAGCACCUCUGAUGAGUACAGCAUCAGGCUACUUUUACAAGCUGACCUACAAUCCCCUUCAGCAAGUUGUAAAUGUCUCUUCUGCCAUAACGCAUUUAACUUUGUCCUCACUGCUGUCUGGGACUUCCUAUAACAUUUCUGUGAGAACGGUGGGGCCGAUGGAUUUUGAGAGUGAAUCUGUUUACAAAUACAUGGUUACCACAAGACCUUACAAUGUGACGUCUCUCAGCACCAUGCCAACAGAGCGGAAUAUCAAUGUAACCUGGAGCCCACCUAUAGACUAUAAGAACGACUAUUGUUAUAGUCUCACCUGGCAAAGCUCCGAUGACCAAGUCUUUAGAAACAUCUCAUAUACUGAAAGUAAAUAUAUCACUAAUCUGAUGUCUGGUACUGAGUAUAACAUUAAUGUCACCACCAAGACUUCUGAUGGAACUCAAUCUGCCACAGUACCAGUUUCCACCUGCACAGAUGCAAGCCCUGUGAAGGAUUUAACAUGUAAUGGACCAAACUCUGGAGAGGCAAAGGUCAAUCUGCAUUGGUCAAAGCCAGAGGGAAAGAGCUCCGGCUUCCAGUUUACUGUACUCAUCGGUUCUCAGAAUAAUACUUCGGAAGGAAACUGCUGUACACACACUAUUUCCAACCUUACCUACCAUUCAGAAUAUAAUAUAACUGUGAAGACUCAGAGCUGCGGAAAACCUAGCACUCCUGAGACUAUUAAAUGUUUGACGGGCGUUGCAAAACCACCAAUUCCACUCAACUUUAUGAAAGAAUUAGAUCUUACUAAAGAUCACCAGACAUUUACAGUUAAGAUCAAAACGGACCUAAUAGACAGCUCUAAAGGACCAGUGACACAUGUUGGGAUUCUGGUAGCCAGCGAUGAUAAUGCCCAGAAUUCUAAUCUUGAACAAUUCCUGGUGAAAACCUACGACGACUGGAAAAAGAAGUCUGCCCAAGUAUACCUGGCAACAGUAGUCCGCUACAUCACGACAUCACGCAGCAGCACUAACUCACUGGAAAUUAGCGUGGGAACUAAAUCAACAUGGGAGGUAUAUAGGAACGAUGUUCUAGAUCCAAGUGGAACUUACAAGUAUUCCAUUGUGAUGUUCACCUAUUUGGCAACGGAUUCAAAUGGAUAUGUUAAUAUAUCUAGCUCAGUGUUUUCUAUAACAGUUUUCUCUGGUGUUACUCUCGACAAAGACCCAGUUAUCACUUGGAUUGCUGUUGGAGUAACGAUGGGAAUUUUUGGAUUACUUUUUUUCAUCCUUAUUGGCUUCGUCAUCUAUUGGAGAAGGUUAAUCCGUAAGGAGUCUCCUGACAUUCAGAUUCAGUCAUUGGGGGGCAAAGUAAGUAUGGCUGUGAGAGUGGAGGACUUUGAAGCUUACUACAGAAAGCAGAAAGCUGACUCUAACUGCGGCUUUGCUGAAGAAUUUGAGGACAUAAAGCCUGUUGGUACAGCUCAGGCAAAACUGCAUGCCCUGGCUCUGGAGAACAAGCCCAAAAAUCGCUACAACAACGUGCUUCCUUAUGACUCUUCAAGGGUGAAACUCUCUGUUGUCCGUGGAAGUCCAAAUGAAGAUUACAUCAAUGCUAACUACAUGCCGGGUUACCUCUCCCGGAAGGAGUUCAUUGCAGCUCAGGGACCUUUGCCUGCCACAGUCAAUGAGUUCUGGAGGAUGAUGUGGGAGAAGAACGUGCACACUCUGGUCAUGCUAACACGCUGUAAUGAACAAGGAAGGGUUAAAUGUGAGCAAUACUGGGGUCCUAGCACCAAAUACUAUGAAGACAUCAUUGUGACUACAACCUCUGAAAUCUUUCUAGAAGACUGGACCAUCAGGGACUUUGACAUAAAAAAUGUGAAAACAACAGAAGUCCGUUCAGUCCGUCACUUCCAUUUCACAGCCUGGCCGGAUCACGGCGUUCCAGAAACCACAGAGCUUCUGAUCAGCUUCAGACAUUUGGUCAGAGAGCACAUGAACCAAUACUCCAGAAACUCCCCCACAGUGGUUCACUGCAGUGCUGGAGUGGGGCGCACAGGCACCUUCAUAGCCAUCGAUCGGUUGAUCUUCCAGAUCGAAAGGGAAAACAUUGUAGACGUGUACGGCAUUGUUCACGAUCUGCGAAUGCACCGGCCCCUCAUGGUGCAGACAGAGGACCAGUAUGUCUUCUUAAACCAGUGUGCCUUGGACAUCAUCCGGGCAAGAACAGGGAACAACGUGGAUCUCAUCUAUCAGAACACAGCUGCCAUCUCAAUUUAUGAGAACGUAGAACCAAAAAUGAAGUACCUGAAAACGGGAUCAUAAACUGCUGUUUCAUUUUUUUUGUCUCCCUCUAGUUUAGGGUGAGAAACAACUGAGCAAACAGGUUUAUAGGCAUUCAGAUUUACCUAAUUGUGCUGUGUUGAUUUUCAUAGUCACACCAUUUUUGACAAACUUCAAACUUUCAGGGUUUAAACCUAUUCGUUUUUAUAUUUAUUUGUUAAAAAUAAAAGAAACCACAGCAUUGUUUAUAUGGUAUGCUUCCACAACUUCUCUCAUACCUGCAUAUUAUUUGCACUGCACAAUCGUUUUAAAAUUGCUUUCUAUUGUAUAUGACUCACUGUUUUUAAUUUUUCUCAGGUAGUUUUUUGGCAUACUGUUUUGGUUUUUUUACAUAAACUUUUGAGAAAUGAAACAGCCGGUAUGCUUUUUCACCAAUAGAGGGCACUCUUGUCUUAUUUUUGUAAACUGAAAAAGAGGGAUCAUACGACAUUUUAAAGGAACAUUAAAUUAUUCUAAUCUUGCUUGACUAACUGUAAGCCAAUAUAAACUGUGCAAUGUGAUUUAAUGAAUUAGUUUAUUUGUCUUUUUUGUUUAUAUGCACUGCAAUGUGAAGAAUGCACUGGAUGCAUUUAUGCAUUUGUCCUACACUGUCCACUUUUUAAAAAAAGUGUUUCUAUUUGAGUAGUUUAUAUCACAUUCAGCCCAAUGCUUCUUGAAAUGGAGUGUUUUGUUUAUCAUUCCUCAUUUCAUCUCAGGAACUUCUUCCAAGAAGAGCAUUUUACCGGCUCUAAAUGUGUUAAGAAAAUCUAUAAAGCACCAGUUUGUAUUAUUAAUUCAGAUGUUUUUUUUUUUUUUCAUUAUCUUGUUUUGUCUUUUCUAUGCUGUACAUUCUGUAGAAAAAAAGUUGAUGUUAUAUCACUUCCUGUGACAUCUCUUGUGCAUCUAUGGUCACUUCCUGUGUUGUAAAAGUCACCAGAGAAGCAUAAGCUUCAUUUUUUCAUCUUCUAAAGGGCAUACUUUUCCAUGAGCCCUGUACGUUCUUUUCUUUUUUGUAUAGUCUGAUUAGAAGCACUUAUGUUUUAAUGAGAAAUAGGAAUACAAAAUAGUAAAUAUUUUUUGAUUUAAAAAAAAAAUCCUUUGUAAGAUGCUUGCUGGUUCAAUGCAAUUAUGUAAAAUGAGCUGAAUUUUGAAAUGUCUACUUCUUAAAUAUGUCAAAUGAAAUGGGAUGUAAAGAUGUGCAAAAUUGUGCCAACAAUCUACUCUUUAGGAAAAUCAAUGUGAUUAAAGCUUUACUAUAUUGCUAAAA
Messenger RNA from Girardinichthys multiradiatus, 10845 nucleotides. RefSeq names its product receptor-type tyrosine-protein phosphatase eta. The coding region runs from base 195 to 9581 and encodes 3128 amino acids. Gene Ontology annotation, molecular function: protein tyrosine phosphatase activity; cadherin binding. Lineage: Eukaryota; Metazoa; Chordata; Actinopteri; Cyprinodontiformes; Goodeidae. The transcript has 44 exons. The record is from RefSeq and is a predicted model, not a curated record. Gene Ontology annotation, biological process: protein dephosphorylation; angiogenesis.